GGCAUUGUCCCCCAAGGUCACCACAGAGGAGAUAACAUCCCACCCUCGGCUUGUCUCAUUUAAGCCAGGGCAGUGCCUCCUCUGGUAGCACCCAUGAUGCAUGGCCUGCCUCUCCCUUUCCUGGCUCUGCUGCUGGCAGCUGGGACCCCUAGAGCAGCAGAGCCAGCUGCCAGCACAGGGGGUCUCAUCUUUCACAAAGAUUGGGACUGGCAGCCAUCAGGCAGCCGAGGGGAUCCCCUGUGCCUGGUGACUCUGGGUGGAGACAGCAACCACAGUGGAGCCCCCGUGCAGGUGGCAGGGUCCCUGAGCAGCUAUGAGUGGGCCUUCCUGAGGGCUGUGCAGCAGGCUCACUGGGGGCCCCAAGACUUGGCCACCUUUGGGGUCUGCAACCCAGGCGACAAGCAGGCUGCCUUGCUCCUUCUACAGCGCCUUGGGGCCUGGCUGGGGGCACCACAGGGGCAGCAGCUGCUAGUCCUGCACCUGGAGGAAGUGACCUGGGAGCCAAUACCCUCGCUGAGGUUCCAAGAACCCCCACUUGGAGGAGCUGGUCCCCCAGAACUGGCGCUGCUGGUGCUGUACACCGGGCGCGGCCCCGAGGUCACUGUCGCUGGGGCUGGGCUGCCCGGCACCCAGAGGCUCUGCCCGUCCCGGGACACCCGCUACCUGGCACUGGCCCUGGACCGCCCGGAAGAAGCCUGGCGCGGCUCCGGGCUCGCCUUGACCCUGAGGUCCCGCGGAGACGAUUCCCCUCUGAGUACCACCCAAUUGCAAGUGUUGCUGUUUGCCGACAACCCCCGCUGCUUCACGCGGAUGACUCCCGCCCUGCUCCUAUUGCCCGGGUCCCAGCUCACGCCGCUCCCCGCGCAAGGCCAAUUGGAUACAGUGCCCUUUCCGCCGCCCAGGCCGUCCCGGGGGCCUGAGGAGCCGCCGCCCAGCGCGGACCCCUUCCUGGAGACGCUUACGCGCCUAGUGCGCGCGCUGAGGGUCUUCCCGGCCCAGGCCUCAGCGCCGCGCCUGUCCCUGGACCCAGAUGCGCUGGCCAGUUUUCCGCAGGGCCUGGUCAACCUGUCGGACCCCGCGGCACUGGAGCGCAUGCUCGACGGCGAGGAGCCGCUGCUACUGCUGCUGCCGCCUGUAGCAGACGCAGACCGCGCGGCGCCUCAGAGCCCAACAUCGGCUCCGUGGACUGAGAGCCUGACGCGACGAGUGGCUGCCGAGCUACAAGCGGCGGCCGCCGAGCUGCGCGGCCUUCCAGGCCUGCCGCCGGCCGCAGUCCCGCUGCUAGCGCGUCUGCUUGCCCUGUGCCCGGGAGACUCUGGCGGCCCCGGCGGGCCACUGCGCGCGCUGCUCCUCCUGAAGGCGCUGCAGGGGCUACGGGCAGAGUGGCGUGGGCGGGACCUGCGCGGGCCGGGGCGGGCGCAGCGCAGCGCUGGGACUGCCACCACCGACGGGCCGUGCGCGCUGCGGGAGCUCAGCGUGGACCUCCGCGCCGAGCGCUCGGUGCUUAUCCCGGAGACAUACCAGGCCAACAACUGCCAGGGCGCGUGCGGCUGGCCGCAGUCCGACCGCAACCCGCGCUAUGGCAACCAUGUAGUGCUACUGCUCAAAAUGCAGGCCCGCGGGGCCGCCCUAGCGCGCCCACCCUGCUGUGUGCCUACCGCGUAUGCCGGCAAGCUCCUGAUCAGCCUGUCGGAGGAGCGCAUCAGUGCGCACCACGUGCCCAACAUGGUGGCCACGGAGUGCGGCUGCCGGUGAGCUCACGCUGUACGUACUGCUGUCCUCAGGAGCCCGGUGCGCC
Molecule: messenger RNA, 1798 nt
Organism: Otolemur garnettii (small-eared galago)
Lineage: Eukaryota; Metazoa; Chordata; Mammalia; Primates; Galagidae
Gene: AMH
Product: anti-Mullerian hormone
Exons: 5
Coding region: 94-1755 (553 amino acids)
Biological process (GO): gonad development; Mullerian duct regression
Molecular function (GO): growth factor activity
Source: RefSeq, a predicted model, not a curated record